AUGGGAACUCACCAUGUUUCCUCUCAAUUGGUGCAGUUUCUUUCCAGCCGCGGCAGCUGGCAAGGUUUGCUAGGUGCCCAGUCCCGUGAUGCGGGGCAGCGAUGUCAAAGUCCCAGCUUGACCUGCAAAGAGGGAGUUUUCAGGAAGAGCAGUGAACCGACGAAGUGGCCUUUGAUUAGUCGGGUUGCAACCCCAAUGCCUGGUCCGGGAAGGGACAAAACCAAAGCAACCUUUCAGCUUGACCGUCGACAUCUUAGGCAAAGCCACAAGGUCAAGGUCAAAGCUGCUCGCUGCAGGGCAGAAGAUGGGAUAGUGCAGACUUGUUUGUCCACGCUGGAUCAUGCUGAACCCAAGCUCAUCUCUACCAACCGUUUGGGCUUUUCCUGCAUAGCUUCAGACUGCAAGCUUUUGCACCUGGCUGCAAAUAGGCUUUGA
This is a messenger RNA of Effrenium voratum, 435 nucleotides long. The record is from the annotation of a GenBank genome assembly. Lineage: Eukaryota; Dinophyceae; Suessiales; Symbiodiniaceae.